This is a messenger RNA of Perca fluviatilis (European perch), 4953 nucleotides long. Its product is annotated as protein NLRC3-like. Gene Ontology annotation, molecular function: protein binding. Lineage: Eukaryota; Metazoa; Chordata; Actinopteri; Perciformes; Percidae. Bases 79 to 2730 code for a protein of 883 amino acids. The transcript has 6 exons. The record is from RefSeq and is a predicted model, not a curated record.
GUGUGUCUGUGUGUGUGUGUGUGUGUGUGUGUGUGUGUGUGUCAGCAGCUUUUUACUUUAACUUCCUCCCGUGUUGUGAUGCAGAUAUGUUUCCUCCAGGUUAAACUUUUGGGAUUAAAGAUGGAGACGCCUCAAGAAGUCGUCUUGGGAAUUUUAGAUAAUUUGGGAACCGACGACUUUGAAAAAUUUAAGUGGUACCUGCAGGGAGUCCUAAAAGACUUCCCAGCAAUCCCAAAGAGUAAACUGGAGAAUGUAAACAGGGUGAACACAGUGGAUACGAUGUUCCAGACCUACAGUAUAAACACUAUUAAAGUGACCAGAAUAGUUUUAGUUAAGAUUAAUCAAAAUGAUCUAGUGGAGAAUUUAUCAAACAUCAUCUCAGAACCUGCAGAGAUUCUUACUGCAUGCCAGCGAAAAGUCAAAUCCAACUUACAUAAGACUUUCCAGUGUGUGUUUGAGGGAAUUGCUAAAGCAGGAAACCCAACCCUUCUGAAUCGGAUGUUCACAGAGAUCUACAUCACAAAGGGAGGGACUGCAGGGGUCAAUAAUGAACAUGAGGUCAGACAGAUUGAAACAGCAUCCUGGAAACAAGACAGACCAGAAACAACAAUAACAUGUGAAGACAUCUUUAAAACCCCACCUGGAAGAGAAGAACCAAUCAGAACAGUGAUGACAAAGGGAGUGGCUGGCAUCGGGAAAACAGUCUUAACACAGAAGUUCACUCUGGACUGGGCUGAAGACAAAGCCAACCAAGACAUCCAGUUCACAUUUCCAUUCACCUUUAGAGAGCUGAAUGUGCUGAAAGAGAAAAAGUGCAGCUUGGUGGAACUUGUUCAUCACUUCUUUAGUGAAAUCAAAAAAGCAGGAAUCUGCAGGUUUGAAGACUUCCCGGUUGUGUUCAUCUUUGACGGUCUGGAUGAGUGUCGACUUCCUCUGGACUUCCUCAACACUGAGAUCCUGACUGAUGUUACAGAGUCCACCUCAGUGGGUGUGCUGCUGACAAAUCUCAUUAGGGGGAAACUGCUUCCCUCUGCUCGCCUCUGGAUAACCACACGACCUACAGCAGCCGAUCAGAUCCCUCCUGAGUGUGUUGACAUGGUGACAGAGGUAAGAGGGUUCACUGACUCACAGAAGGAGGAGUACUUCAGGAAGAGAUUCACAGAUGAGGAGCAGGCCUACAUAAUCAUCUCCCAUAUCAAGACAUCACGAAGCCUCUACAUCAUGUGCCACAUCCCAAUCUUUUGCUGGAUCACUGCUGCAGUUCUAAAGAAGGUGUUAAAGACCAUAGAGGGAGGGGAACUGCCCAAAACUCUGACUGAGGUGUAUAUCCACUUCCUGGUGGUUCAGUCCAAACGGAAGAACGUCAAGUUUCAUGACAAACCUGAAACAGAUCCACCCUGGAGUCCAGACACCAGGAAGAUGAUUGAGUCUCUGGCAAAACUGGCUUUUGAGCAGCUGCAGAAAGGCAACCUGAUCUUCUAUGAAUCAGACCUGAGAGAGUGUGGCAUCGAUAUCAGAGCAGCCUCAGUGUACUCAGGAGUGUUCACACAGAUCUUUAAAGAGGAGAGUGGAAUGUACCAGGACAAGGUGUUCAGCUUCAUCCAUCUGAGUGUUCAGGAGUUUCUGGCUGCUCUUCAUGUCCAUCUGACAUUCACCAACUCUGGAGUCAACCUGCUGUCAGAAGAACAAACACCAUCAUGGCUGCCUAAAGUCUUCAGAGAAAAACCUAAACUAACACAGUUCUACCAGAGUGCUGUGGACAAGGCCUUACAGAGUCGGAAUGGACACCUUGACUUGUUCCUCCGCUUCCUCCUGGGUCUUUCUCUAGAAUCCAAUCAGAAUCUUCUACGAGGCCUGUUGACACAGACAGGAAGUAGCUCACAGACAAACGAGAAAACAGUCAAGUACAUCAAGAAGAAGAUGAACAGGGAUAUGUCUGCUGAGAGAAGCAUCAAUCUGUUCCACUGUCUGAAUGAACUGAAUGAUAGUUCUUUAGUGGUGGAGAUCCAACAGUACCUGAGAUCAAGACGUCUCUCCACAGAUAAACUGUCUCCUGCUCAGUGGUCAGCUCUGGUCUUCAUCUUACUGUCAUCAGAAGAAGAUCUGGACGUGUUUGACCUGAAAGAAUACCGUGCUUCAGAGGAAGCUCUUCUGAGGCUGCUGCCAGUGGUCAAAGCCUCCAAAAAAGCUCUACUGAUUGGCUGUAACCUGUCAGAGAGAAGCUGUGAAGCUCUGUCCUCAGUUCUCAGCUCUGAGUCCUCUAGUCUGAGAGAGCUGGACCUGAGUAACAACAACCUGAAGGAUUCAGGAGGGAAGCUGCUGUCAGCUGGACUUCAGAGUCCACACUGUAAACUGGAGAAUCUCAGUCUGUCAGGCUGUCUGAUCUCAGAGGAAGGCUGUUCUUCUCUGGUCUCAGCUCUGACCGCCAACCCCUCCCAUCUGAGAGUGCUGGACCUGAGAUACAAUCACCCAGGAGACUCAGGAGUGAAGCUGCUUUCGGAUGGACUUAAGGAUCCACUUUGGAGACUGGACACUCUCAGGGUGGAGCCUGCUGGAGUCAGAUGGUUGACACCAGGUCUGAGGAAGUGUAAGUGUGUUUUUCAUUUCAUUCAUGGGACUGUGACAUCACUCAUUCAACCCUCUGAUGCCUCUAGCUGUCCACUGGGGGCGCUUCAUAGUGUGCGACCCAGUAGUCUCCCAGUCGUUUUGUUUGUUUUUAUCGUGUCUUAAAUUGUUUUAAACCUUGUUUUUAACUGUGGCGUGGGUGCGUAUGAAAGAAAUUACUUGUCAGUGUUUCAGCAAUGCAGAUUAUGGGAUUACUCGUGGAGCUUUUUGCAAUUUUUUGCGUGUCAAUGCUUCUUCUGGGAUUUGCCAGUCACGCCGUAGGACAUGGUGUAUACGGGAAAGUAAGCCGUGAGCUUCUCCUGUCCUUACGGACUUCUACAGUGGGAACUGUAUCACCGGGCAUACCGAUGGAACUUUGUAGGCCGUCUAAGUCGUCAGGCCAUCGGAAACGAGGAAAAAGAGGUGGUUUGCGUCGGAGACUUAAGACUCUUCGGCUUGAAAACCUCCGCAAAUUACAACCACUUCCUUCGGUCCUGUUGUCAAAUGUACAGUUUAUCAGAAACAAGAUAAAUGAGCUGGAAACAUAUGCCAAGUUUAAACGGGAAGUUCAAAACACUUGUCUCCUUGCCUUUACUGAAACAUGGCUCGGUGAUGCAAACCCGGACUCGGAUCUUAUCUUAACUGGGUUUGGAAGCCCAAUUCGUAUGGAUCGGUCAUCGAAGAUCACCGGCAAGAAUCGAGGAGGAGGCGUGUGCUUCUAUGUGAACGAAAGGUACUGUAACACUGUCGUGAUCAGAGAGAAGAUAUGUACCCCAUAUGUGGAAUUGUUGACUAUUUCUCUCCGUCCCUUUUAUUUGCCGCGUGAGUUUCAACAGCUCUUUUACACAGUAGUGUACAUUCAUCCACGGGCCAAUGCCUCAGUUGCUGCCCAGCUGAUUGCUGACGUCACGCAUAAACUGGACUCUAUCUGCCCCGAGGCACCCAAGUUUAUCCUUGGAGAUUUUAAUCAUUGCAAUUUAAAAAAUACGUUGAGGACGUAUGAACAGUAUGUGACUUGUUCUACCACACAGAAGAACACUAUGCUAGAUUUAUGCUAUGGCUCAGUAAGCGGGGCUUAUAAAUCUCUGCCUAUGCCUUCUUUUGGUGAUUCUUACCAUGGCAGUGUCUAUCUUAUGCCGGUAUACAAACCAUUUUUCAGGCGCCUAGAGCGGGAACAAAGGACAGUGAAAAUCUGGUCAGAGGCCAGUAACUCCUCCAUCCAGGCUUGCUUUGAGUGUACAGACUGGCAAUGUUUUUAUGAGGGUUGUGAUGAUAAUAAUGAACUUACAGACACUGUUUCAUCAUAUAUUACAUUCUGUGUGGAUUCAGUAAUUCCUUCUAAAAAAGUGGUUAUUUUCCCAAAUAAUAAACCUUGGGUGACCAAAGAACUUAAAUCAGCCAUUAACAAAAAGAAAAGAAUAUUUUAUUCAGGAAACCCCCAGGAGAAAAAAGCGGCUUCCAGAGAAGUUAAGGUCGAAAUAAGGAAGGCCAAAUGGAAUUAUAGAAAUAAAAUUGAAAGUCUGUAUUGUAGAGGGGACCUCAGGGCAGCCUGGACAGGUAUAAAAUCCAUGGCAUCAAUUAAUCAAUCUUCCUGUAGGAUCAAGCAGGUCAUUCAUGUAAAUGGUGUGGAAAAUGCAGACUUGGCAAAUGGUUUUAAUUCUUUCUUUUCUCGUUUUGAAAGGUCUGAUUUUGUGAAUGAUAUCCCUAAAAUGCGGGAAUCUUUGGUUCCAGAGAAUGGUCUAGUGAUAACACAAAGUAAUGUCACAAAUCUUUUCAAGAAAGUAAACAUACGUAAAGCUGCUGGCCCUGACUCCAUCUGUGGACGCGUUUUGCGUUAUUGUGCGGACCAGCUCUGUGAGGUGUUUACAACUCUUUUUCAGAUGUGUAUCGAGUGUGGUCAGAUUCCUGCCAUAUGGAAAACAUCAAUUAUAAUACCUGUCCCUAAAUCUAAUAAUCCAAGAGAAAUGAAUGAAUUCAGACCUGUGGCACUAACAUCACUAGUGAUGAAAACUUUUGAGAAAAUACUGAAAGAUGAAAUUGUCUCCUUAAUCGAUGGAAAAUUAGAUCCACUACAAUUUGCCUAUCAAGCUGGGAAAGGUGUGGAUGACGCUAAGAUUUUCAUUUUAGAUAGAUUAUAUAAGCACCUCGAAAAACCUAAGUCACAUGCAAGACUUUUAUUUGCUGAUUUCUCUUCAGCUUUUAAUAAGAUGCAGCCUCAUAUUCUAAUAGAGCGACUGGCCUCUUAUUUUAAUCUACCUGAUCAGAUUUUAUUGCUGCUCUUAAAUUUCUUAACAGACAGACUCUUUAUGGAUUGUCUGUGCGGGACAAGAAUAGACUAAGCAGUAUUGU